AGAUCCGGGGUUGCGGUGCUGAGCCGAGGGGAGAGACACGAAAGGCAGCGGGCUUUCAAUUGGCUGAGACGGAAGUGUCACAUGACUCGGAGCUUCGUUAUGCGAGUGCAAAGUUCACGCCGCUACCAAAGAUGGCGGCCUCUAUUGGAGUGGCGGCUUGUCGGGCUCUGCACAGCCGCUGCCGUGGGAAGUUGUUGUCUAUAGGUCGGGGGCUCUUCAGUGGGGCGCGGUGCUUUGUCGCGGAGGGGGAGACGAACUUCGGAUUCCAGACUGUGUCGGAGGCGGAGAAAGGGGAGAAAGUUUACCGUGUAUUUGAAAGUGUGGCCAAGAAGUAUGAUAUAAUGAAUGAUUCAAUGAGUCUGGGGAUUCAUCGGCUCUGGAAGGAUAUCCUGCUGCAUCAAAUGAACCCUUACCCGGGAACUCAGCUGUUAGAUGUUGCUGGAGGGACAGGUGACAUCGCCUUUCGGUUUAUCAAUUAUGUUCGUUCCCAGUGGGAGCACCAGAUCAGACAGAAACUGAAAUCCCAUCAGAAUUUAUCAUGGCAGGAAAUCUCUAAGAGUUACGAGGAAGAGGAACUUAAAUUGCCAGGAGGCUCCCAAGUGGUGGUCUGUGACAUUAACAAGGAAAUGCUAAAAGUUGGAAAGCAGAAAGCACAACAUCUUGGCUAUUCUAAAGGCUUGUCCUGGGUGGUUGGGAAUGCUGAAGAGCUGCCCUUCAAUGACAACAAGUUUGAUGUUUACACAAUUGCCUUUGGAAUACGGAAUGUAACUCAUAUUGACCAGGCCCUUCAGGAAGCGUAUCGUGUGCUGAAACCAGGAGGGAGAUUUCUGUGUCUGGAAUUUAGUCAAGUCAACAACCCCAUUGUUUCCAGGCUCUAUGACUUGUACAGUUUCCAGGUUAUCCCUGUUCUGGGUGAGAUUAUUGCUGGAGAUUGGAAGUCCUACCAGUACCUUGUGGAAAGCAUCCGACGCUUUCCAGCCCAGGAGGUGUUCAAGGCAAUGAUUGAAGAUGCAGGUUUUCUGAAGGUGGAAUAUCGGAAUCUAACAGCAGGCAUGGUAGCCAUUCACUCAGGUUUCAAACUGUGACCCUCCUAUUUUGCAAAGCUCUUGAAGAAUAAAGGGUAUUUCCCCUGAAGAAGCUAAAAAGCUAUGCAACUCCAAAAACUUCACUGCCACAAUAGUCUGAGGGGAUGGGAAGACUUGGUCCCUCUGCAGAAUCUAAAGCUUCAGAUUUUGGGUUUCUGAAAAGUUGAAAUUAUAUUCUUACAACCCUGUCAGGACAAAGAAUCCCUCUAGCACUUAAGCAUUUAUGCUGACAAAUUACUGCAGAAGUUUCCUUGGAUCUGGGUAAGGAAUGUGGAAAAACUAGAAAUCUUUAUUAAAAUCUUAUCUUCUGUCUCUACUUACCCCUUAUUUGAGCUGCAUUGUGGUAGUAUGUUUACUAAAGUUUAGAGUGGGUAGUUUAAUUCAGUUCUUAUCACUAAACCUCCAGAGGGCUAGUCUGUAAUUUGUGCUUCUAUACCAGAAUGAGAAUGCAGGACUGAAGUGUGAUAAGUACCUUAAUAAGUUAUUAUAACCUGCUGAUAGCUUGCUAAAACAGUAUAUAAUCACUAUAGUAGUAUAAAAUAUCUAUUAAAGGAGCUUGGCUGCACUGACUUCAUAUGCCCUUAGAUAGAUCACAUGAAUCAGCUCUUAGUGCAUCAUCUAUUCUAGGACUACCACAAUUCACUAGUUUAAGUGGUUCAUGCUACAGCAGGAUAUUUAAUCUAACCAUUUGACAGACAAUGUCCAGAGAAACUACCUCAACUGGACUCUAGAUCAGAGCCACACAUAACAAGUAGAGAGAUAUUUUACUCUUCCACCUCCAAAAAAGGUAAAGGCAAGGUUUUCAAACAAGUAUUAAGUGAUUCAUUAUUCUACAGUUAUGAAUAUUAAUUGUUAAACAAGGAAGCAUACGGUAAUUGAACAUCAAAAAGCCUCAGUUGUGCUACUAUCCUCCACAGUACAGUUGUUGCACUGCUACCUCAAAUGGGGAGGUAGCAACUCCCUGCUGUAUCAAGGCUUUUAAACCAAAUCAGAGUUAUUUGCUGCUGAAAGCACUACCUUGUCUCCCCUUUAGUUACUAAUGCAGGAAAAGGUAAGAUAAUGAGGUUGGCAUACCUUUUCCAAAAGCUGCUGUAACUUUCAAGUGUAGUAAGGAGUGUAGAGCAGCAGAGACAUGAUGGCUGAGGAGUCUUUGUACUGAAGCUGGUGAAUGUCUAAGUUUUGCAAGCUGGGGCUUUACACUAGGCAUUUGAAGGAUAUAGUUCCCAGCUCAGUUAUUGCUGGCCAUCAAUAAACAUCAAGAAACUACUUGUCCUCCUCACUAACAUCUGUAGAACUGGUCCUGCUUACUGGGACUAUAGCAGCCUCUGCCAGCACAACCCUCAAGAAUCUAUGUAGUAUCUAGCAUAAUGGAAGCUCUAUCAUAGUAACUUUUUGUACAUGAAAUAGAAAUGGAUUAAUAUGUUCUAUAAAAUAGAGAAGGAAAGUGUACAGCCACUCUCAUCCUUGGACCAGAACUACAUGGUGAUAUUAUCUGUUUACAAGGCUUUAGGUGAGAAUAAGAAAAGCAACAUACAUCAGAUGGAUAAAAGUGUAGGCUAAACUCACAGGAAUUACAGCUCCAACCUAACUUUAGUAAUGGCAGUUGUACCUGUCUAUGCCAGCAGUGAACUUUUCUACACUAACAGCUUUAGAUAAAGUUUUGGGUUAGAGAAAAUAUGCUCACUUUCCAUGGAAACAAGUGAGAAGGAUUUCGUAAAGACCACAGUACAAGAAUCAAUAUAGGGAUAAGUGGGCUAGAUGGCUAUAAAACUAUUAGAAUAAACUCUUAAAGGUUGAGUAUAUCCAACAGUUUUAUUAAAAUGGAAAGCAGGUUUUUGGAAAGAAAAUAAAUACAAGAAUGAAUUUUUUGCUAUUUUUUAUAGCCACAAUGAAAACAAACUAGUACAGAGGAGUCCCUGUCCAUUACCACCACAACAAAAGGCUUGAAGAGCAAGGUGUGUUCCCUGGGGAAGGCUUAAGAUUUCAGUCUCUAUUUAGAGUUAGUGUGCAGUCCUGGAACCGGAUGCAAGUUUGGAUAGCACAGACUGUGCUCUAACCAGAUUUGAAGAGGAGAAUAGCAACUUGGCCUAGGUAGAAA
This is a messenger RNA of Caretta caretta (loggerhead turtle), 3183 nucleotides long. The record is from RefSeq and is a predicted model, not a curated record. Lineage: Eukaryota; Metazoa; Chordata; Testudines; Cheloniidae.